UCGAUAUUUUCCUAUAUAAACCCAACACCACACCCUCUUUCCCUCAUCAAAUCGUAUUCUCUCUUUCUCUCUCUACAAUCUCUCUCUAGACCCUGCACCUAUUGAGCGAACCCUCUCUUCUCUCUCUGUCAAUAUCUCUAUUCUCCUCUUUGUUCGAAGUGAGAAGAGAUCUUCCGUCUUUCUUCAUUGUGGGCAUGUCAUGUAUAUUGCCGCUUAAAAAUUAUACAAGCAACAAACCUGUUCAACAUUUUAUUCAGUAUUUAGUCUGCAUCCUUAUGCAUAUAAGAUGGGUUCUGGAGGAAGAACGGUAUUUAAUUUUGACCUCAAUGAGCCACCUACAGAUGAUAAUGAUGAGAGGGAUGAUGUUUUCUGCUUGCAGCCUCAAAAGGCCCAGCCAUCAACAACUUCUCAUGCUUCAGACUUAUUUGUAGCUUCUACUGCUGCCCAAGGAACUGACUUAAUUGUAGCUUCUACUGCUGCUGCCCAAGGAAUAAUGAAUAAUCAUGCAUUUUCACAUGCCUCAACUGUUUCGGGAUUUCAACCAUUUAUUCGCUCAAAGUCUGCAAGUGUCUCUGGCGCGGAUGCUGGGCCGAUGAUUGCAGGAGAUCAGGGUGCUAAGGCUCCCUCUAAGUUCAUAAAAGAGGAGGGCGUGAAUGUUAUGGAAUCUCAGAAAUCUGGUUCGGCAAAUGCUCAAUCUACAGAAAGGGAAGAAGGGGAAUGGUCUGAGGAGGAGGGUUAUGCUGAUGCAAAUGGAGGUAAUAAUCUACCACAGAAAAAUCAGGCUCCAGAAGAGCAAGCAACAUCUGGAAUGGUGGAUGGAAGUGUUGUGGCUUCUGACAGUAAGUCUAACAAUAUCAAGAAUUCUAAUUCUAAUACUAUAAGUGAUGCCAAGUGUAGCCAGGCUUCUGUAGGUCUAGAAUCAAAUAGUAGUGAACAAAAAAAUGGUGUCCUAAAUUCAGCAAGCAAUAUAAAAAGUGAAGCUUCUAUUGAUGCACAGGAGGAGCCCAGUAUAGUUCCCAAGCAAAAAGAAGUGAAAGGUAUUGAGGCAAGUCAUGCACUUAGGUCUGCAAAUAUUCCCGGUAAGAGAAGGAUUGACCAACGUAAAGAGGAAAUGUUGGGAAAGAAACGUAGUAGACAGACCAUGUUUCUUAACUUGGAAGAUGUCAAGCAAGCAGGUCCCAUUAAAACCUCAACCCCUAGAAGACAGGCUUUCACAUCACCAGUUAUAAGUCGUACUGUGAAGGAAGUUCGUACUGUUCCUCCACAAGUUGAACGGUUUGGAAUAGCUAAGGAUCAGAAUCAAUCUGACUCUUCUUUUGGUGAAGGUGUAAGUCAAAAUGAAACACAUGAACCUAAAUCUGAUUGUAAUGGUGAUAAUUCUGGACCAUUGGGUAGGCUUAGGAGGAUCAACAGUGAGACUGAAACUCCUAUGGAGGUCAAUUUACCACCCAUACCUAGACAGGGAUCAUGGAAACAACAGACAGAGUUGAGGCAGCAGAAGAAUGCAUUUGUUUCUAAUAGGAAGUUGGGACAGAGUGGUCAAAGCUCCAAUGAUGUCAGGCUGGUGAACAAGAAACAUCACUCUAUCAAGAAGCAAACCCCUGUCAGUUUCCAGUCUCAGGACUCAUCCGUUGAACGCCUCAUUCGGGAGGUUACCAGUGAAAAGUUUUGGCAUCACCCAGGAGAGACUGAUUUGAAGUGUGUACCUGGAAAGUUUGAAUCAGUGGAAGAGUAUGUUCGAGUAUUUGAGCCUUUGCUUUUUGAGGAAUGCCGUGCUCAACUUUACAGUACUUGGGAAGAAUCAACAGAAACAGUUUCAAGGGAUACUCAUAUUAUGGUGCGAGUGAAGGCAAAUGAGUCGAGGGAAAGAGGUUGGUAUGAUGUGAAAGUACUUCCAGUACACGAUUUCAAAUGGUCAUUUAAGGAGGGUGAUGUUGCAAUUCUUUCGUCCCCCAGACCUGGAUCAGUCAGACCCAAACAGAACAAUUCAUCUUUAACUCACGAUGGCGGGGAAUCAGAAAUCACUGGGCGUGUGGUGGGUACAGUUAGGCGGCACAUACCUAUUGAUACCCGUGAUCCUCCUGGUGCAAUACUACAUUACUAUGUAGGGGAUUCUUAUGAUCCUAGCAGGGCUGAUGAUGAUCAUAUUGUAAGGAAACUUCAAACUGGAAGCAUCUGGUAUCUCACAGUGCUUGGUUCUCUCGCUACCACCCAGAGGGAAUAUAUUGCUCUACAUGCAUUUCGUCGCUUAAAUGUGCAGAUGCAAACUGCAAUUCUAAAGCCUAGUCCUGAACACUUUCCAAAAUAUGAGCAGCAGACCCCGGCAAUGCCUGAAUGCUUCACGCCAAAUUUUGUUGAGUAUCUGCGCAGGACCUUCAAUGAACCCCAGUUGGCAGCAAUUCAAUGGGCGGCUAUGCAUACAGCUGCCGGUACAAGUAGUGUGGCAACAAAGAGGCAAGAUCCUUGGCCUUUCACUCUUGUUCAAGGUCCUCCAGGAACGGGAAAAACACAUACAGUAUGGGGAAUGUUGAACGUCAUUCACCUCGUGCAGUAUCAACACUACUACACCUCCUUGCUUAAGCAUGUAGCUCCUGAAAGCUACAAACAUGCUAAUGAGCUCAAUUCAGAGAAUCCCCCCACAGGAUCUAUUGAUGAAGUUCUUCAAAAUAUGGAUCAAAAUCUUUUAAGAACUUUGCCUAAACUAGUCCCAAAGCCUAGAAUGUUAGUUUGUGCUCCUUCGAAUGCUGCCACUGAUGAGCUUCUUUCCCGUGUUCUUGAUCGUGGAUUUAUUGAUGGAGAGAUGAAAGUAUAUCGACCUGAUGUCGCUCGGGUUGGGGUUGAUUCUCAGACACGUGCUGCCCAAGCAGUAUCUGUUGAGCGGAGAACUGAACAACUUCUCGUCAAGACUCGAGAAGAAGUUUCUGGAUGGAUGCAACAGUUGAGGAAUCGCGAAGCACAAUAUACUCAACAGUUGCAUUGUCUUCAUAGAGACCUGAAUGCUACUGCUGCUGCUGUACGUUCCCAAGGAUCUGUUGGUGUUGACCCUGACCUUCUCAUGGCCCGUGAUCAGAAUCGAGAUGUUUUGCUGCAGAACCUUGCAUCUGUAGUUGAAGGCAGGGAUAAGGUUUUGGUUGAGAUGUCUCGCCUUGCUGUUUUGGAAGGUAGGUUUCGACCUGGUAGUGGUUUCAAUUUGGAAGAGGCCCGCGCUAGUUUAGAGGCCAGUUUUGCCAAUGAAGCAGAAAUAGUUUUCACUACAGUGUCUAGUAGUGGGCGCAAGUUGUUUACCCGUCUUUCCCAUGGAUUUGAUAUGGUAGUCAUUGAUGAGGCAGCCCAAGCCAGUGAGGUGGGAGUUCUUCCUCCUCUUUCUCUUGGAGCAGCACGGUGUGUUCUUGUUGGAGAUCCUCAGCAGCUCCCUGCUACAGUUAUCAGCAAGGCUGCCGGAACACUGAUGUACAGCAGGAGUCUUUUUGAAAGGUUCCAACAAGCAGGAUGCCCUACAAUGUUGCUGUCUGUGCAAUAUAGAAUGCAUCCUCAAAUUCGGGAUUUCCCUUCUAGAUACUUUUAUCAGGGACGCCUUAGUGACAGUGAAAGUGUGAUUAAAUUGCCUGAUGAACCAUACUAUAAAGACCCUUUACUUAGACCUUAUAUAUUCUAUGAUGUCAGACAGGGACGGGAGUCUCACAGAGGUGGAUCGGCCUCCUACCUCAACACAGUUGAAGCACAAUAUUGUCUCCGAUUGUAUGAGCAUGUUCAGAAAGCAGUGAAAUCUUUGGGUCUAGGAAAGAUUUCUGUUGGCAUAAUUACUCCUUACAAGCUGCAGUUGAAAUGCCUCCAACGUGAGUUUGAGGAAGUCUUAAAUUCAGAAGAAGGGAAGGAUCUAUAUAUCAACACUGUAGAUGCUUUCCAAGGUCAAGAGCGUGACGUGAUUAUAAUGUCUUGUGUGCGUGCUGGUCACGGGGUUGGUUUCGUUGCUGAUAUACGUCGGAUGAAUGUUGCCCUUACGCGAGCAAGAAGGGCCCUUUGGGUGAUGGGAAACGCAAAUGCACUGACACAUUCCGAGGAUUGGAAAGCGUUGAUUGCUGAUGCAAAAUCCCGAAAUUGCUACAUGGACACGGAAUCUCUUCCCAAGGACUUUUUGGUGCCUAAGGGAGCUGUUUACACACCAUUGCCUGGUAAGGCACCCUUGAAUAUGAGGGGUAUGAGAUCAGGUGGGCCAAGAUAUAAUAGAGCAAUGGAGAUGCAUAUGGAAUCCAGAGUGGGAGCACAAUCUGAAGAUGACGAGAGGAUGAAUGGCGCUUCAGUAAGCUCCAGAAAUGGGAACCAUCGUCCACCACGUUAUUUAACAGAGAACUCCUUAGAUGAUUUGGGUGAUAAAUCCAGAGAUGCCUGGCAGCAUGGCAUACAGAAGAGGCAGGGUUCAACUGGAACCAUGGCAAAGAGAGAUGUAUAGCUUUUGUGCUUUAUCUGCAGAUUCUUCUUGUGCAGCAAAACCUUUGGUGGUGCGGGAGUUCAUGUACUAUCGUCAUUUCAUGAUCUCAUCCCCCGGUCCAGCGUCACCGAAAGCUAUCGGCCGGGGGGGGCUUUCGGGGAUGCUGCAUGAGCCACAGAGAGCAUGUAACAUGGAUAAGCCAACAUUCUUGCAUUUGUACUAAUGCUUGUGUUGUUCUAGCCAUUUUGUGGACAUAGCUGCUUGGAUGUGUUGGGGGAAAGACUGCAGACAUUUGAAUGAAGACCAGGGUGGAGGAUCGAAAAUACUCAAUUUUGUAUCAACAUGAAAGGAAACAAGUGCACACAAUAUUAUGGAUCUUAGGAGGCUGUUUGCUGGCAAAAUUGUCUUUGUACAUAGCAACAAUGUUGUAGCAAAUUGUUUCUUUCAUGAUUUUAUGACAUAAUGGGAAGUGUUUCACUUUCGAAAAAGAAGAAAAGAAGUAGAUUACUUACAAUACUCAGAAUGUCUUUGUAUGGAAAUUUAAACUAUUUCAUUAUUUAAUUUAAUUAUUUAUUUAUUUCA
Lathyrus oleraceus (garden pea) is the source of this 5011-nucleotide messenger RNA. RefSeq lists its product as uncharacterized. Gene Ontology annotation, molecular function: helicase activity. The record is from RefSeq and is a predicted model, not a curated record. The transcript is spliced from 8 exons. Lineage: Eukaryota; Viridiplantae; Streptophyta; Magnoliopsida; Fabales; Fabaceae. Bases 287 to 4450 code for a protein of 1387 amino acids.